ACACUCACACACACUCACUCACACACACACACUCACACUCACAGGUUGUGCAGAGGGUUUGGUUCAGCGCUGACAGUCGGUCAGUGGGUGAGUGCCUGUGGUGUGUGUGUGUUGUUGUUGUUGUUGUUGGUGGUGGUGGUGGUGUAUGUGAGCCCCGCGGUACCCGCACUGGGGGUUGAGCAGUGCCCUGAGCGGAGCGGAGCGGUCACCGGCAGCGAUGUCCCGCGCACUGAUCCUCGCUCUCCUCCUCGUUGCUGCGGACACAACGGUCUUGAGCACAUCUACUACAAUUGCAGCUACACGCAAUCUGGCAUCAACCAGGGUCACAACGAGCAUUACAUCAACCACCGUGCCUGAAAGUCCUAAAGUGACAACCAUUCCCUAUAAUGGAGGGAAGAGUGACACAAUUGGGAACAGUAUGAUCACAGGAACCCCAAACUCAUCCAACAGUCAGUCCCCAGCUAAUACACUCCAGUCAGCUUCCACUGUAAGCCAGUCAACUGGUUUUGCAACAUUGCUCUCUUCUGCUGCAAACAACAGAGAGGAAUCCAGUACAUCUCUACCAACUACAAAUGCAAAGGAAACAGAGAUAUCCAGUACAUCUACAACUGCAAAUGACACCCAGGAAUCCAUUACAUCUCUACCAGCUACAACUGCAAAUAACACAGAGGAAUCCAGUACAUCUGUACCAACUACAACUGCAAAUGAAACAGAGGUAUCCAGUACAUCUACAACUGCAAAUAACACACAGGAAUCCAUUACAUCUCUACCAGCUACAACUGCAAAUAACACAGAGGAAUCCAGUACAUGUGUACCAACUACAACUGCAAAUGAAACAGAGGUAUCCAGUACAUCGACAACUGCAAAUAACACCCAGGAAUCCAUUACAUCUCUACCAGCUACAACUGCAAAUAACACAGAGGAAUCCAGUACAUCUGUACCAACUACAACUGCAAAUGAAACAGAGGUAUCCAGUACAUCUACAACUGCAAAUAACACACAGGAAUCCAUUACAUCUCUACCAGCUACAACUGCAAAUAACACAGAGGAAUCCAGUACAUCUGUACCAACUACAACUGCAAAUGAAACAGAGGUAUCCAGUACAUCGACAACUGCAAAUAACACACAGGAAUCCAGUACAUCUCUACCAGCUACAAAUACAGAUGAAACAGAGGUUUCAAGUACAUCUACAACUGCAAAUAACACACAAGAAUCCAGUACAUCUCUACCAGCUACAACUGCAAAUAAUACACAGGAAACCAGUACAUGGCUACCAACUACAACUACAAAUGACACAGAGGCAUCCAGUGCAUCAUUACCAGCUUCAAGUGUAAGUCAGCCAAUAGCCUCGCCAACGUUUGCUACAAAUGGAAAACCAAGUGCAACUAAUACUGUUGUAAGCUUUACAUCUUCACCAUCAACUGCAACAUCAUCAUCCCAGCAAAGCGCCAUCAAAAAUAACCAAACCAGUGACCAUUUGAGUGCAGGAAGCGUGGCAGCCAUUGUUGUGGUUAUCAUCAUAGCUGUUUUGGUGGUAUUUGGAGGAGUGGCUUACUUGAAGUUAAGAAAAACAACAUAUGGACGACUACUGGAUGAUCAGGACUAUGGUUCGUGGGGGAAUUUUAAUAAUCCUUUGUAUGACGAUUCGUAAGUGCUGACCAAUUAACCAAAGGCACUUGAUCAGAUCAACCUCUGACAGCUUGCUUUUAUUACGAUGUGGAUAGAAGAUGUUUGAAGAGGUUUUUAAACUGCGAAGUACAGUAUUCUUUUUUUCCCUCAGUUUGUUUUAAAAUGGUUUGUAAUUUGUAUUAUUUUCUUACCCAAAUGCACCCCUCUUAGUUUGUAGAACGGUCUUGUAUCCACUUAGCUAAGUCACCAAACAAUGCUUACUAAUACACGAUCAUGUCACAGACAGUGUUUUGAUUUAUGGAGCUUUGCAAGCUGUUCUACAAUCAAGGUAGUCAUAUAUGCUUGACCUUGCUUAUUUUCCCAGCUUGUCUUCAAUGUAAAUUACACCAAAUGAAUAUAAAGUUCACUAUAUGUAUGGAAAUAUGAUUUGAUUCUUGUCUUUUAAAAGUUUGAAACCUCAGCCCUAAUUGAAUUUCAAUUGGAGUUCUUCAUGUUCUCUUGGAUGUAGGCUCAUGCAAGACUCUUAAAGUGCACUGUUUUUACAAUCAUUGAUUCAUGAGACAAUUAAGGUAGUUAGUGGGGGUCCUCCAAGUGCCUCAAUGUUAACUUAAAACUUUUAAUACCUUCUGUUGGAUCCCUUGAAAAGUUUCUGUUGAUUUUUUUCUCUCUGGUUCUGGUCUCCUCGGUGAUCUCUAAACUGAGAACAACAACAACAACAAGAUUCCAUUUAUUGAGCGCCUUUCAC
Callorhinchus milii (elephant shark) is the source of this 2374-nucleotide messenger RNA. Its product is annotated as mucin-21. Lineage: Eukaryota; Metazoa; Chordata; Chondrichthyes; Chimaeriformes; Callorhinchidae. Bases 218 to 1651 code for a protein of 477 amino acids. The transcript has 4 exons. Gene Ontology annotation, cellular component: late endosome; early endosome; Golgi apparatus. The record is from RefSeq and is a predicted model, not a curated record.